GGGGGCUCGGCGGCGGGUCCAUGGGGUCCCCGGCGCUGACCGCCGGCAGGCAGCUGUGGGCCCUGCUGGACGAGCUGGCGGCCAGCGACCCCCAUGGCUACCGCCGCUUCGUCCAACGACAGCUGGGCCAGGCCCGGGCCCUAACCUCCCCGCCAAACCCCGACCUCUGCCUGAAAACCGCCCUGCUGAAACCACGAGAAGAAACGUUAUUCAUCGCCCUGUGUGGAUGGCACCGAGUCCCCGCUCCCAAGUCGGCCACGGAUCCGGUGCCUCUGAGGGCCGGGCAGCUGGAGGAAAUCUCUGACCCGGCAGGUUCGCACCUGGCGGUGGUCGUGGCCUACAACGCGGACCUGCUGCGGGCCGCGGCUGAGGACCAGGCCGAGCUUGACCAGCUGAUCCGCCUGGCGAUGCGCUACGUGGAGGAGCGGUUCCAACUGACCCUGGGCCCCUCGUACCCGCGGGCCCCGUUUCCACGGUGGGGAAGCCCUCGGAGGCUGGAAGAGAGUCUGAUGGGCGUCCGGGAAGGCGUCACCCAAGCAAAGGACAGAGAACUUGGGCCCUGGCAGCUGCCUAACGGCGGGGUGAGCGCCCUUCCUGAGCUCCUGCUGCCGCAGGGCACGACCCCCGCCCAGGGCCGGGGGCUGAUCGAGGAGAUCCCCACGGCGCCCCAGAUCCCAGCCCACGAGCUGACGGUCGUCAAGGAUCAGGACGGAAGGCCGCUCAGGAUCGACGUCAAAGUGGAACUGGCCCAAGUCAGCUCGGCGUCCGAGUGCGACCUCAGCGUGUCCGAGGACGACCUGGUGGUCGAGGUCCCGGACAGAUACAGGCUGCAGCUGGACCUGCCCCAGCCCGUGGACAACGCCGCCGCCACGGCCACCUUCGUCCCGGGGAAAGCCACCUUGCUCGUCACCGUGCCCGUAGCUUAGGGCUGGAGGCGGAGGAAAGGACCUUUCCUGGAACUGCGCCAGACACAUCCCAGAACCAUCCUGAGCCACCCGCGCCAGCGGCGGUCCAUUCCCCGGAGACCACAGGCCGCACGGAAAGUGGAGCCGGCGGGCCCGGGAACCACCGAGAUUCCACGGCCGAUAAUACCGGCUCUGGCUCAGCUAUCCCAACGUCGAGUCUGGAGACCUAAACAAAUCAGAAUGUAGCCUUGGGGAGCUUUAACCUUUGUCAUCUUGCACCCCCCCCAUUUAAUCAGCUGCGCCCACAAACACACCCAACGCUCACAUACCCAUAAGAUCAAAAACCGAACCGGACACACUGAAAAUGGACAGCUGUCUUUAAUCUUUAACAGGCCGAUUCUAAUCCAGAGGAGUGUCCCUACCUCCUUUUUUUUCAGCCCGGGGGUGGGAGGGGGAAGAGAACCAUAAAGGGAGUAUUCCUGGCCUGUCACCCAGGUGCAGACUAGAUGAAAGCGGCCCCGUGGGCGGCUUGCUCUAGUCACACCGGUGAAAGGCCGGGGCAGGGCAGGGUGGAACUGGUCUCUUGCAGUAGCAACAGCAGAAACAAAAAAGCCAACUUAAAUCUGCAAAACUUUCAGCCGCCUCUGCCCCUCUGCGAUGGUCCCUUGUAACAGGCCGGAACCCCCCCGGGGGUGUUUCCCAACAGGCCGAGGCCGGGGCGAGCGGGGCCGGGCCACGGAGGAAGAGGAGGCCGCGAGAAAGGACCCACCGCUCACGUUCAUUUUCAAGUUGUGAACAAUCCCGAAGAUUUAUUAAAAUGCUGCCGUUCAA
Messenger RNA from Tachyglossus aculeatus (Australian echidna), 1736 nucleotides. RefSeq names its product PIH1 domain containing 2 (gene PIH1D2). Lineage: Eukaryota; Metazoa; Chordata; Mammalia; Monotremata; Tachyglossidae. Gene Ontology annotation, cellular component: R2TP complex; cytoplasm; ribonucleoprotein complex. Gene Ontology annotation, biological process: box C/D snoRNP assembly; rRNA processing. Bases 21 to 926 code for a protein of 301 amino acids. The transcript is spliced from 7 exons. The record is from RefSeq and is a predicted model, not a curated record.